Didymodactylos carnosus is the source of this 1068-nucleotide messenger RNA. The record is from the annotation of a GenBank genome assembly. NCBI's taxonomy places the organism in Eukaryota, Metazoa, Rotifera, Eurotatoria, Philodinida, Philodinidae.
ACAAAUUCAGAUACCGUUAUUUGACUACAUUCUCAAAGCACGUACGACACUUGUGAUCCGGCAGUUCUCAGAUGUGGAAAUUAGUUCUUUUUUUAGCUUGUAGCACGACAUUUUACAAUCUUCCUGAUAAUCAGAUACAUGUACCGUCAAAUUUCGUUGGUCUGAUCAAUGCUGGUGUUACGUGUUAUAUGAAUGCGAUUUUGCAACAGGUAGUUCUUCACCUGUGAGUGAAGACUGCUGUUGUCUAAUUAUUUAUGUGUUCUGCUGCAGCUUUUUAUGAUUGAAGAAAUUUGUAUCACCGUGCUCCAAGUGCGGGUUGAAGAUAUACAGUCAAAACCAAAUAUUGUUAACAAAGCAUGUUACAAACGAGAACUAUUUACUCAUAUCCCAUUAGCAUUUGACAGCAAUUUCCGGGUACAAAAUAAUCUCAUGAAUUCGCUACAAUCAUAUUUCAAAGCGGAAUUAUUAAAUGGUAACGAGCAGUAUGCUUGCGAAGGAUGUAAGCUGAAAGUUGAUGCAGAGAAACAGAUAUCGUUGGACGAACUCCCAGAAUUUUUUGUCUUUCAAAUCAAACGAUUCGAAUACAUCGAUGGUAUUAGCUCCAGAAAAAUCAACGAAUACUUCUCAUUUCCGCGAGAUUUAAGCAUGAAACAGUUUAUAUCACCAAUGCAUGCACAUGAAAAAAAUACAAAUUAUAAACUUGCUGGGAUCGUUAACCAUGAUGGCGUGUCACUCGCAGUGGGACACUACUAUUCGUUUAUAUUCAAUAAACUGGACGAUCAAUGGUAUUUAUUCAAUGACACGAGUGUCACACGUUGUCCAGAACUGCACACCGACAUUGGGCUAGAAGAAGCGUGCUUUGGAGGUAUAAACAAGGACCAUACUGACUAUCUGACGGCAACAGCAUACAUGUUGUUUUAUGAACGGGUAAUUCAGCGGCCACUGUCGGUUAUCAACAAAACACAGACAGAAGAAAUAGUUUCGAAUAAUGCACCUGUUUCUCCUGUAAGUUAAUUUUCAGUCAUCUUUUACGCGUUCGUCUAAUCAAUCUUCCUCUUUUGCAGCUAA